Messenger RNA from Exserohilum turcica Et28A, 975 nucleotides. RefSeq lists its product as uncharacterized. Bases 1 to 975 code for a protein of 324 amino acids. The record is from RefSeq and is a predicted model, not a curated record. Lineage: Eukaryota; Fungi; Ascomycota; Dothideomycetes; Pleosporales; Pleosporaceae. The transcript has 2 exons.
AUGGGUUUCUUCAAUAUCUUCAAAUCGGCAUCGAUACCGCCACCAUUGUACCUGCGUACGCUGCACCUACCCACCCACCUACCCACUUUAGUGUAUGGCUCGCCCGGAAAUCCAAAUUCUUUUCUCAGUCCGAUUCCACCAAGGGCUGCGCCAUCUCAUAAUGACCCCUCUGCAUCGAGAUCUGUAUCUGUAUUGGCGGUUGUUCCUGUGGAGGCGAAUCCCAGAUUUCCCACGCGCCGGGGCGUAAGUGUGCGUGUGCGUGGGCCUGUGGCUGGACACGGCAGUGGAGAUGGACGUGUUGGGAAUGAGAAUGCGAGUAGCCAUGGUGCUGGGAACGCACGUGGAAAUCCGAGUCAUGGCGCGCUGGGUAAUACAGCUAGCGGCAGGAAUAUCGCACCUUGUACGAGAAGCGUAUCUGGUAUUCAAAGGGGAAUUGCUGGUGCUGGCUUUCGAUUUGGAGCUAGCUUGGAGCCGGGAGAGAGACGUGCUGGUGCGGAAAUGAGUACGAGUGUGGGUAUGGGUAUGGAUAUGGAUAUGGGUAGAGGUGCAAGAGCACGAGGAAGGGCAUGGGCAAUACACCGCGGAUAUGGUCGUGGUCGUGAUCGUGGUCAUGGCCACGAAACCAUCCGACAUCAAGACGAGAACGAGGAUAUCUUUCCACCGCACCCCAGGACUUCUAGCGCGCCGGCUCCAGAUGUGUCUGCUCGUUUUGCGCCUGAACCUAAUCAUCAUCGUGGUAACGGCCGUGGUUCCAGCGCAGAUCCAGUUCAGAUCUCCAGGGACACGACAGAUAUCAGACGUGCGCGAGACGGUUUCUCCAGCGUACCAGGCAGAGCCUAUUCAGUCAGAGGACGUGGACGCGCUGGAUCUGAGAGGGCAAGGCCUAGUGUACGCCCCUUUGCAGGUGUGGGAUCCUCGGGUCUGGGGGAUAUGCGCGGCAGAGGUGCAUUUGGAAGACGUGGGCCGUUUGAUUGA